UCUCAACAACAUCGACAAGCACCAAUCUGCUGCUCGGCAGUCGGCGUCGCGCAACGGCGGAGUUGCACAUUGAUCACUACGCAGCGCCAUUGGCUCACUGCCUGCUCUAUUGACGCGCCUGCCGCCUGAAUUCGCUCGCGCACAACGGCCUUGAGCGUUGUCAAGGCCUUGCGCUUUCUCCCCGGCGCUGGUAAGUGCUGUUUCUCACUUCAUUUUGUCGCGUACACUACGCGCUUACUUUCGCAUAACGCGUGCUGCCUGCUACUCGACAAGACUCGUCCACCGCUACCUCGACUCAAGCACACCGUCGAUCAGAUGGGAUACUCGGAGGUCCUUUGCACCAUUUGCGGCGUGUCAUUCAAUAUUGGGCGCGUUCGACGCAAAGAUGAGCCAAAGUCGGCUGCGUGGGAUUGUUACAACGCACCAAACUCGUACCAAGAAGCAGACGUCCCCGAUGGGUUCUCAGAAUGCGGCGAGACUUCCGGCUGUACUUACUACUCUCGUAAUCUUGACAACGGCUGCUACAAAUCACCAUGGCACAAUCCUGAAGCCGAACAGGAUAGGAGUGACCCAAGUCUCGAACACAUCGCGGGGCCGGGAUGUAAGUACGAAUGCGCUUGCGGAGGCGCCUACACUGGAAACGAAAUUUCCUUCGAAGAGAUGCAAGGCUGCACGACAUUCCAAUGCCUGGUCCGGAAGAGGAACGACUGGAAACCUGCCUGUGAUGACGAGGAAUUCGAACAAGACCCCAACUUUCCCAUGUUCCUCUCGGGCCUCCAUGAUCGCAUGCCCGAACGCGAGAUUGGCUACGUAGACGCGAUGCAUCCGAUGCGGCACAACAUGCAAGAACAUAGCCCGGAUGAUGUAUUCUGGGAUGAUGAUUGGGAGCGGAAUGAUUAUUCCAGCUUGCCUUUCCAUCCUUGGUGUCUAGAGGUCUACAAACGUGCUUCCAAGACUUGGUUCGAUGGCAAAAAUGACCACAUGGUGGGACUGGUAAACUGGUGGAGACAUCGAACAUCAAAAGAGACUUUCUCAGGACGUUUCUCAUCUACCAGUCGCUCCGACGACGUUGGCCGUUUGAAUGAUCAAUGGUGGAAUCAUGAGCACGGCACAGAAUAUGCCGCCGCCAAUCCACCCUUCAUUCCGAACCUAGCAAAGGUCAUUGCAAACGCUACGGCUGCAGAGCCCGUAGACGGCAAUUCUGGGGUGUUCGAUUUACCAGCAGACACCAACCUCUCGCCCUCACCCGGUGAUGGUUUCGCAAAAUUGCCUGCAGAACUGAAGCUCGAAAUCCUCUCCUCCCUCUCGAGCGAAGACAUCUGCAAUCUCCGCCUCGUAUCCCGCAGUUUCAGACAGCUCCCCUUAAGUCUCUUUCGCGACAUGCUCGCGACGAAUCUGAACUUCUUCUGGGAAGCUUCGCCUGCCAAGGAUCAGACACCUUAUCCUUUUCUGGCCACGACAACAGCGCAGAAAUUCGUUGACAGUCCUCCAGACAGUCGAAACCCCGUACCGGUGCCGAAUCUGUUGGACACCUCAAACACGAACUGGUACAAGUUGUACUACAGCCUUCGACGCGGAAUGCGCAAUGGCGAGCUCAAGGGUUUGGCGAACAGGAAUCGGAUCUGGAAUGACUGUCAGUCAAUUCUGGAGUCAAUCGUGAAACACUGGGACGAAUGGCAGAGUGAGAGAGACUGAGUGUGAGAAUCUGUGGAAACACCGCAGUACCCCAUCAAGAAGCCCUCGGCACCGCCCCAUUACACAUCUCCUCUGUCGCCUUCACCUCAAUGUCCUGUGCUGCAACGCCAGCACCGAAUUCCCGCACAGUCGCACUCCCCAACUCCUCAUAUGGCUUCCAUCCUACACUCGCCAGUCCGUUCACCGGGUCAUUUGCGAAAGCCACCCAAGCAUCUUGCAUAGCAUGACUGGUCUGAUACUCCAGUUCCGUGCUGUUGCCGCGAUAAUUGGGAUGUGUUCCAAAGAUCAACGGCAACUCAGCUGAGUGCCAAGCACCCAUCCAGCCUCUCGGAGAGAUGUUGGUGAAGUUCCCGCUGUAUAGGUAACGGUAUGUCAAAAGAUCGGUCUCUUGUCGGAGUCUGGUCGUCUCUGUCGCGGGACAGAAGAAUGCUGCCAGUGUGACACCAUUCGCUGUCGCAACAUUGACUCCAUCGGGAUUGUAGGGUGCAAAUGGCACCCCGUCUUGGGCGUUAGUUCCGAUAAUGGCAGGCUAGGA
This is a messenger RNA of Cercospora beticola, 2230 nucleotides long. Its product is annotated as F-box protein. Gene Ontology annotation, molecular function: protein binding. NCBI's taxonomy places the organism in Eukaryota, Fungi, Ascomycota, Dothideomycetes, Mycosphaerellales, Mycosphaerellaceae. The record is from RefSeq and is a predicted model, not a curated record.